AUGGUGAACAUUUCUCCAUUCAUUGCUAAAUACGUACGAACAUUACAUGCCCAUCACGCCGAUUUGGAGAUACCCUACAGCCACACACAGUUUGGUGUUGUGUUAAUGGUCGAUGUUGUUGGUUUCAGCUCUCUGACGGCCAUGGCUACAGAAAAAGGUGAUUCUGGUGCAGAAGCAAUUGCUCUUGAAAUCGGUGCUUACAUGGGAGAGUGCAUUGAAAUCAUUGAGCAUUUUGGCGGAGACGUAGUAAAGUUUCUCGGAGAUGCUGUUCUGGUAAGCUUUCAACAGAGCCUUGACGCACGACAGACAACCGUACAGCCCGGAGCAGACCCUAGCCUGGAUUCUAUAAAAGAAACCUCUGAACGACAGAAACAUGUGUUGGUUAGAAGAGCUGUCGAGUGUGGACUGCAAUUAUUGGCUCGCCAGUCACACUAUAGAGUCUAUCUCACUGCCGAAGAACGAACGAAACAUCGGACACCAACAGGCGAAAUUGACCGACGGAUACGGAAGAGCAAGAAAGAACGGUUCUUUUUGUUCGAUGGGAGCACCAGCGGAGUCGACAAUUCCCUACAUCCAAUAUCAACUUCAUCCUGCUCCUCAUCCGCAUCCGUGUCCGCGAACACUAACAUGAGCUUUUUUCGACAGGACGACCUGCCAUUCCAAGAAGAAUACACAAUCGCAUUCAAUAUCUGGAACUGUUUUCCUUUUAUAGGCAGAAAGCGCAGAGAAAUGAUGUACGCCCGUCGGUCAAGUAUGUCCAGUGUGGACCUGCCGGGCAGUAACACCAACACCGUUGAUCUCGAACUCCAUAUCGCCCUGUCAUGCGGCGACCUUACGAACAUCAUCCUGGGCGAUUUUGAUGGCAGUGACAUGCCAGUAUCCCAGUUCCCCACCAAAGCACCCGGUGACAUACCUGAGCUGGAUCCCUUGAUGAACGCCGACAACCCAAGUCUGAGAUAUACCGGUCGACUCGAGUACGCAAUCUGUGGACCUGCCGUAGAAUCCCUAGAAGAAGCCUUGUCAGUCGCACAAGCAGGCGAAAUGAGCAUAACCAAAGAAGCAUACGAUAUCAUCCAGAAACAAUCGCUGGACUUCACAUACGAGAAACGAGACAAUUUUUUUGUUAUCAAGAACGCAGACACAAUGCCUCCGAUGCGCUCCAAAAUGAAUACGGCCAUGCGCAACCACCACGCACAGCACGGAAGCAAGAUAUCCACCGUUGGACCAAACGCCAGUUAUCUGGCCGAGCGGCCCGGGCUAAUGAAGCAAGCCUCAAAACUUAAUAUAGAACCCCUUGUGGCCCGCAGACGAAACAAUGACUACAUGGAACAACCGAACGAAGAAACCAACGAAAAUUACUCUAAAUACAUUAAUCGAAGUGCGCUCUAUCGACUGCAGCACAGCCCUGAUAAUAAUUAUCCUGCACAGUUUCGAGAUGUAACGAUUAUGUUUGUCAGUCUUGGCAAAUUGCAGGUCUCUACUCCAGAAGGUUUAGAGAUGGGACAAAGAGCCCUGAAGAUUGGAAUGCGAUCAUUGAUUAAAUAUGAAGGAAUGCUUCAACAAUUUGCAGUAGACGAUAAAGGUGCAACAUUGCUGGCUGUGUUUGGAUUACCGCCUCUUUCACAUGAACGAGAAGCUGUGUUUGCUGCCAAAGCCGCACUUGAGAUACGUGACGCAUAUCGAGCGAUUGAGUUACCCGGGUUUUCCAUUGCCCUGUCCACCGGGAUAAUCUUCAAUGCUGUCGUCCCUCAAGGGAACCCUUACAGACGUGACCCCGGAAUUGCGGGAGAUGCGAUUAUUAUGGCUGUGCGUAUGCUGAAACUUGACUUUUCUAAGCGCAAUGUCGUUUGCGAUCUCGCGACAAAACAACAGAUUGGCGGCAUUUGCGACUUUGUUGAUUACGGAGAGAACACAGUCAAAGGAAAAGUGAAGCCCUUACCGAUUUAUGGGAUCAACAAAUUUAUAACCGGAAAAGCCAAGCGGGUCUCACUCCACAACCUUGAAAAGAACACGGAUUUCAUUGGAUAUAAAAUCGAGAUGAGAAAGGCAGUAGAGUUUGUGAAUAACUGGAAUGAAGAAAGUAAUGAUCAUCUGCUGAUAAUAUCCGGAGCCUCGGGUGUCGGUAAAAGUUACUUUUGUCAUGCCUUGAACAAGAGAAUCAAUUCAUACGGUGCAUCAUGCUGUUGGUCUUCUUCUACAGAAGUGGAAAAGAGCUCAAAGUACUACCUGAUAAAGAGUAUACUGCUCUCAUUGUUUGAACUCAUAGACUCCGAAAGCGUACCUCAGAACACCAAACGCCAAACAACAUACCUUAGCAAUUCGCCAAGACUCUCACCUUACAGCAUGGAAGAAUCUAUCGGAUCUUCUUCUUCAUCGCUUGUGCCUCAAACACAAUCUCACAAAGACCGUUUCCGUCGACUGACUGUGUAUUCUUCCCAAUCACGGUCAACCCAAACUGGGACCAGUGGUAUUCAUUUUGAACUCACAAACGAAGUAUCAGAAUUGAUCGCACGUUGUCUUCGUAAAUGCGGCGAAGACGAUGGAUUCUUGCCCUUGUUUCGAUCAGUCUUUGCAACCCUUUCAGAUAUCGACGACAACAAGUACAUUAGUAAGCUUGACGGUCGCGCAAGAGAUAUUCUUUUGGCUGGCGUUGUCACACGUAUGAUUCGGUAUGUGUCUGAGCAUGUUAGCCUUGUGUUCAUCUGUGACGAUGUGCAGUGGGCCGACUCUGCGUCUAUUCAAAUACUACAACAUAUUCAUGAACAUUGCCAGCGUGUUAUGCUAGUAUUGGCGACACGACCUAUUAGGGAUUACAAGGUUACUUUUAUAACCAAUCUUUGCGCUACUGGAACUUGUGAACAAAUUGUGUUGAAUGGCCUGGGUGCAGAUGAAAUCGGGGACAUAAUAUUGCAAACAUUUCACACUGGUGUGGUCAAGGUCAGUCCUGAAAUUGUAAAGGUUAUUCAGAAACGUACAGGAGGGAACCCACUUUACGUAAAAAAUAUGGCCAUAAUUCUAAAAGACUUUAAUCAUGUUACUGUCGUGGAUGGAGAAUUGGUUCCUAGCAGCAAUAAAUUUGACCUCGAAGAUUUGAUGGGAAACUUUGAUUACAAGCGAAUCAUCAAAAUGCAGUACGAUCGUUUGGACAGCGGAUUCCAAGAGUUUCUCACCGUGGCAAGUUGCUUGGAUCAAUACUUUACAAUAUACGAAAUCCAAGCUGUAAUUAAUCCAAACAACAUCAUAUUUCACGAAACUGACCCUCAAAGAAUUCGCGAUAUAAUCGAGCAUUAUGACACCUACCAUUUUCUUAAUCAAAUGGUCGAGAACCCGCUGGAGAACAGUGGAGAAGUCUAUUCAUUCGCACACAUUACUAUUCCGCAAAGUAUUUACUACAUGGUAUCAUACGAAACACGUAUAUCACUCCACCUGGCCCUUGCACGAUAUUACGAAGGACAGCUAUCGCGAGAAAACUAUCCUGAAUUAUUAGGAAAAGUGACACGACAUUAUCUCCAGACAGACCAGCUCACAAAGCAAUUGUGGUACCUGGAACAACUUGUGGAUGUCAACAUGAAAUCUUAUCUAUUAUCAGAAGCGACCACAAGCCUUCAAAGGAUAGUCGAAAUUCUCGAUAAAAACAAAGACCUGGCCGAGCAGUAUGGAUUUCUUCGUCGAAGCAAUAUAUACCGUAAACUUGGAAUGUGCUACACAAUGCGAACAAAGCUCACUGAAGGAGAACAGUACCUAUUCAUGGCCCUAAAGUGCUUAGGAGAACCCUGGCCCCAAAGUGAGGCCGAGUUUGUCUACAAAUUCUAUGUAAAUCGUAUCAUACAAUCUCAACACCGAAGAUGGGGAGUAUUGAUGAAGUACAAAAAGGAACAUCAAAAAGAGCUCGCAAGACGCAUCCUACAAAUCAUGGGACAAUUGUCCAACAUCUACUUUUACACCGGAAAGGGACGAUCGUUUGUGUAUUCUUGUCUGGUUGGAAUAAACAUCUGCGAAAAGCUUGGAGAGGUUGGUCAGGUCUACACAAUGUUCCUGGCUCGAAACUCUUUGCUUUGUUGGCUAAACGACCAGAAAGAACACAGUAUAUAUUACAUCACACAAGCACUUCGGUACAUGGAUGACAAGGACGAUGCCGGAACACUCACCAUUUGCGCCUUCUUGUGCUUUGCGGCCGGAAAAUUCAAGAACGCACGCGAACUUCUUUAUCAGUCCAUCGAAGCUGUCAAGACACUUGGUGUGAUCACCGACUGCCAGUCAUUUUAUCGAUCGGCUGGACUUGUCAUAACGAUGCGUAUCUUUGAAGGCACUCUUGAUAAAUCUCCCGAUGAUCUCAUCUUACUCAAGCAAAUGUCAGACACGGCCCAUAGUAAUGGAGAUUAUGAAGCAGAAAUCUGGCUGGGUGUCUACAAUAUUGCCAAUCUACUCAUCAAAAACCGACUCAAGGAUUCAGAACCCUUUGCAGCACUUUUGGAAGCACACCUCAAACAUGCAGCAGACUACAAUCGUAUUGCCAUUCAUGGAGUUCUGCUAUAUUUCUAUGCACGAUACCGAAAUUAUGAGAAUGCCCGGAGACACACAAAGUACUUGGUACAGAUACUUCCUGCCUUGACAGUAACACCAAAUAUAUUUCCAAUUUUUGGACUUGUAUUUGCAACCAUGGGCUUGUACUCGAUGGUUGAAGAUGAACAAGUUGAUCUGGUGUCUGCAGGAGACACAAAAAACUACGACCGGUUUAUCUUGGGUGUCUCCAGAAUAAAUCAUGCUUUCCAACAAGUCAAGUUUUGGGAAUUCACACAACCUUGUUUAUAUCUUGCCAGAGCCUUACCAUAUAUCAGUACCGGAAGAACAGUUGAAGGAUACAUGGUUUUGCGUCAUGGUGUAUUUGAAAUGCAUUUCAUUCAAGAAAUCAGAUUCCUCAAGGCCUUUUAUUGGGCCAAUCUUGGCAAGUAUGCUUUUACACCUGCCGAUAGAAUCGAUUGGACAGAUCGAGCAAAGAUUGAUUUUGAUUCCCUGGGAAUUCCUUCGCAUGUCUACUGUAAUCCUGACCCAGCUAAACUAUAUUCACGAGGUGCGCCAGCAGAUCUGUGUGCAUAG
Molecule: messenger RNA, 5097 nt
Organism: Phycomyces blakesleeanus NRRL 1555(-)
Lineage: Eukaryota; Fungi; Mucoromycota; Mucoromycetes; Mucorales; Phycomycetaceae
Exons: 16
Coding region: 1-5097 (1698 amino acids)
Biological process (GO): cyclic nucleotide biosynthetic process; intracellular signal transduction
Cellular component (GO): cytoplasm
Molecular function (GO): adenylate cyclase activity
Source: RefSeq, a predicted model, not a curated record